Talaromyces rugulosus is the source of this 1524-nucleotide messenger RNA. RefSeq lists its product as uncharacterized. Bases 1 to 1524 code for a protein of 507 amino acids. Gene Ontology annotation, molecular function: heme binding; monooxygenase activity; oxidoreductase activity, acting on paired donors, with incorporation or reduction of molecular oxygen. The record is from RefSeq and is a predicted model, not a curated record. The transcript has 3 exons. Lineage: Eukaryota; Fungi; Ascomycota; Eurotiomycetes; Eurotiales; Trichocomaceae.
AUGGCCGGAAUUGUCGUUGCUGCUGUUCUGUUGUUUUAUGUUCUGUCCGUAUGGGCAUUUAUUUCUCGAUCUCCUGUUAGACUGCCACCUGCUGGAUCCAGGUGGCCUAUUCUGAACCGAUUAGAAAGUCUGACUAAAGGAAAAGCAAUUUUAUACCGUGUCUAUCAAAAACAACUCAGCGACAACAAGCCGUACCUCCUCCGCGGGAUAUUUGGGGACAGCAUUGUUCUCCCACCGUCGAUGCUAGAAUGGCUGGUCUCGCAGCCAGAAAGUCAUCUCAGCGCCAAAUCGGCUCAGAUGGAUGCAUUGAACAUUCCGCUAACAUUCUUGCGUGCUGAAAUUGGCCUGAAUCCUGUACAUGAGCCACUGAUCCGCCGCAAUCUCACUGCCCAUCUGGACCAGAUUACGAGCCAUAUCUGGGACGAGGUUGGGCUGGUCUUAGAGGAGCUCUGGGGACAAGAUACGGAAGUCUGGCGUGAAGUCAACUUGGAUUACACGAUUCGCCAUGUUGUGGCACGAGCAUCAAAUCGCGUCUUUGUUGGAGGUGAACUCUGCCGGAAUAACGACUAUAUUGAAAGCUCGCUCCGUUAUGUCUCUAGGGUAUCGGCCUGUGGACUCCUGCUCAACUUCUUCCCUAGUUGGCUAAGACAUUAUCUUGGUGUUCUCUUCCAAAUCCCCAUUCGGGUGGCCUAUUCGCAGUGCUCAAAGCACCUCUUGCCCAUCUUCUCGGAACUCACAGGCAGCGAGGCGGCCUCGUGUACACAUCUCUUCAGCUCAUGGCUCGUAAACAACUCUAAAAAAUACCCUCUUUCCUCUCUCGAGCGCACUCCAGAUUAUCUCAGUCGGCGUAUCAUGGCCCUGAACUUUGCCUCUAUUCACACAACGACACUGACAACAUGUAACCUGCUUCUUGACAUCUUCUCUGACCGGACCACAGCCUCUCUCCUCCGCGACGAGUCUCUUGUAAGCAGCGCUAGCUGGAACACAACAUGGAACCGCGGACGCCUGAACCAGAUGCUGCGGCUUGACAGUGCACUUCGCGAGAGCCUACGACUAUGGGGCCUUGUGGCUAAGGCCAUGAGUCGAAAGGUCAUGCAACCAGCCGGGAUAAUCCUACCAAGUGGACAACGCCUGCUGCAAGGGACUACAGUAUGUGUUUCUGGAUGGGGGCUACAUCACGAUGAAAACGUGCACCAACAACCUUUUGAAUUCAUACAUGACCGGUUCAUGCGGCGAAGCACACAUGGAGCUUCACCGUCACAGGAGGAAACAGAAAUGGGAACAUCUGCUGGACAUGCUGCAGCAGAGACAGAUGUGAACUUUGCCGCCUGGGGCAUUGGAAAACAUGCAUGCCCCGGUCGCUUCUUUGCCGUCGAUCUUAUCAAAAUAAUUCUAAUUCACGUUUUGGUAGACUACGAGGUUGAGCUUUUGGGAGAGCGGCCUGAAAAUAUGUGGAUCGAGUACAAUGUUAUUCCACCCCCGGCUACCACAGUAUCUAUCAGAAGACGCAAAUUGUCAGUAUAG